This is a messenger RNA of Alosa sapidissima (American shad), 2472 nucleotides long. Its product is annotated as NACHT, LRR and PYD domains-containing protein 1 homolog. The coding region runs from base 328 to 2298 and encodes 656 amino acids. Gene Ontology annotation, biological process: innate immune response; inflammatory response; regulation of apoptotic process. NCBI's taxonomy places the organism in Eukaryota, Metazoa, Chordata, Actinopteri, Clupeiformes, Clupeidae. The transcript is spliced from 11 exons. The record is from RefSeq and is a predicted model, not a curated record.
GCAGUAUAGUCCAAUACAUAAAUUAAAUACACAUUAUUUCAGACAGUGUGUUGUGCAGUCAAAAGUCAAACCAACUACUGUACACUCAAGAGAAACCGCGGUUUGGGAUAAAUGUGUGGUUUCCUGUUUCCUGCGUGCUUUUUAAAUGUGUAUCACAUCCUCUCACAUCACUAUCUUUCUCACAGUGUCUGUUGACUCUUUUCACCUGAUCUCACUUCUGUAGUGAAAUAGGUUGGAUAGUCCGGAACCUUCUCUAAAUUUCUGUGGCAGGCCUGGCUAUAAUUCCUCAUACUCAUGUGAAUAAGAGGCUACGCGAAUGUGGGAAAUAUGGGAAAUCACGCUGAUAAAGACAACUGCAAACCUGUGUAUGAAGUAAUGCAGACUCAGGUCAGAAGUACAAGGUCCAUCAAAGGAGGGAGAAGGAUGAGAAAAAACAGGACUGAUCUUUUAGAUGUGGAAGUUUCAAUCAAACUGACUGAACCUGAGGAGCAUCACAGUCGUCAAGGAUCUAAAAAGAGCACAGCUUCUGCAUGUGUUGAGAUCCCUAUAUCAGUUGAAAAUCAACAAAAUGUCAGUGAUGAGGACCCGGAGAGUGUUUUUCAUGUUGCACAUGGAUCAAUUGAAAAUCAAGAGACUUUAUGUCGUACAAGUUGUAAGAGGACGAGAGAAGACAGCACUGAUCUUGUAAAUGUGGAAGUUUCAAUCAGACUGAGUGAACCUGAGCGACAUCAUAGUCGUCAAGGAUCUAAGAAGAGCGCAACUUCUGCAUGUGUUGAGGUUGAAAAUCAAGAGAAUGUCAGUCCCAGGAGCUCUGAGAGGAUGGAAGCAGGCAGCACUGAUCUUUUAGAUGUGGAUGUUUCCAUCACACUGGGGGAAACUGAAGGAUGUCACAGUCGUCAAGGAUCUCAGAAGAGUGAACAAUCAACAAGUUGUCAAGGAUCUAAGAAAACACACAAAGUCAAAGGUAUUUUUAUUCGCCAAAGCUUUAAUCGCCGGGGAUUUAAGAGGAUGACAAAAUGUGCUGCUAAGGUCUCGCAGAAACCAGAUACAUUAACAGUGGAUGGAAAUGAGGGCAAUCAUAGUUGCCAAGGCUCUCAGAGGUCAGAACAUGAGGGCUACCUACAUAGUGUCCUAAAGUGGAAGUGCAAUCGCUGUGCAGACGUGACAAAUUCAACCAAUUGGAUUAAGGCGAAGCCCUCUGUAUCCACAGAAGAGGGUUUUCCAUUGUUUGUGCAGACCUGUAGUUCUGGACAGUUUGAGUGUACACAAACUGGUAUACGCUGGGUCUGUUCUACAGACGUGAAGAUACAGUAUCGUGUUGUGAAUUGGGAAGUACUUCAUGGGAUAAUGGAAUCAUAUGAACCAGCUGGUCCUUUGCUGAACAUUACACUUCUAGAGGGGGAACUGGAGGAGAUCCACCUGACACAUUUUCUCUGUUUGGGAGGUGUUGAAGCAUCACUGCAUGAUUCUGUGAAGGUUCUACAUUGGCAGAAGAGUAGAGUGUCCUUGGAAAAAUGUGACUUGACCCGAUUCCACGGCAGAGUCUCUAAGCCCACCUUUUCCUUUCUCGGGCUCAUCAUCAAGAAGUUUCAAGACUUUCUGUCACUUUCUGCGCAUGGGGCAUUGGUACACUACUGUGCUGGAGUUUCACCCCUUAUUCUUCACACUUAUCUCAUGCCCGAGGAGCCCAUUCUACUACAGCGUGUAAAGGAGAACAGUGCCAACUAUUGUCCGAUCCCUCUACCCAGACCUGAAGAGCCUUUAAGGUUGGGGACCUUCUACCAACUCAGAACUUCCUGUUUUUCCGACAUCACUCCUUCAGAGAUCCAAUUUAGGUAUCCAAGAAUUGUCCCAAACUUCUUUAAAGUGCGCAUUGAAGAUCCCAAGGACAAAUUUAAAAUGGAGCUGAUUCGCGUUCAUGACCGUGAAUGUAAGUGGAUUGGUGAAUUUCAUAAGGAUGAAUACAACAAGAGCACAGCAAAGAGGCAGGUAGCGAUUCUGGAGAACUACAGCCCAGCAAUGAUUGAAAAUGAGGCCCAUUUUAUUGAUGAUCACAGAGUUACACUCAUUGAGCGUGUGACAUGUAUACCUCCCAUAGCAGAAGAGAUGCUCUCACAAGGUUUGAUCCAUAAAGAAAAACAUUCAAACAUCAUGGCAGCAAGGACCAGUGAAGAUAGAAUGAGGGAGAUCUACAAAUGUCUGCAGUCUAGCGGAACCAAAGGGAAGGCCCAAUUUUACCAGAUCCUUCUACUAAAAGAGCCCCACUUGGUGAAGCAUCUGAAUAAUUCGCAUCACUGAUCAGGAAGGGUGUCCUGCAACUGUUUUUUGAGAACCUGAUGUUAUUUGAUGCCAUUGUAAACAGUAUUGGCCUGAUAAAUCAUAUUGUUUUGGUGGGGACACGGACACCUGGAAAUAUUGAUAUCACAAAACCUACAAAUGCAUUCCGUUUAAUAAAACAAUGUUUUCUCUCUC